This is a messenger RNA of Uncinocarpus reesii 1704, 1428 nucleotides long. RefSeq lists its product as uncharacterized. The record is from RefSeq and is a predicted model, not a curated record. The transcript has 2 exons. NCBI's taxonomy places the organism in Eukaryota, Fungi, Ascomycota, Eurotiomycetes, Onygenales, Onygenaceae. The coding region runs from base 1 to 1428 and encodes 475 amino acids.
AUGGGCGCUUUUCUAGCCGCUCUUUGCGUACUAGUGAAAAGUUCUAUGCUGGUCAUUGGCACCUUUACAAGUUUGAUCAGCGUCGAUUUUGCGUCUUUCGUGAACUUGGUGUGCUUAUCAAGUAUGAACGAAACCGCUAUCCAAACAAAUAGACUAGAGGUCCGCUUUGGGUCCCUGGUGAACAUUACGGAGACUUCCCUCUUACAACUUGCUGCGAGGUUUUAUUGGCAGCGAACAGGAAUAUUUGACCCUUUCGGCCGCUUGAUCGAUAGCCUAAAUGGUUCUUACAAUAUAGUCCACAUUGUGGAAUUUCGUGCUGGUGAGAAAUAUGUGAUUCGCAUCCCAGCAACGGGCUGGGGAGACCGCUUUACUCAGUCGGCAAGGCGCGCAUUCGUGGCCCAGAUACGCACAAUGCAAUAUAUCAAAAAGAAUACAACUCUCCCAAUUCCGGAGAUUUACGGUUAUAACGACGGUUUUCGCAACGAAAUCGGCGCACCCUUCAUGGUUAUGGGCUAUGUGCACGGUGUUCCUGUGAACAAAAGGUGGUUCGACGAAUCGGGGCCGGGUAUUUUGGAAGAACGGCGCCUUAGGAUCUUGGAUAGUCUUGCGGAAACAAUGUCACAGCUUCAAAACCUCAAAUUUGACAGGAUUGGCACAUUAGUCUUUGAUCAAGGGGGGCUCACGAUCGGCCCUUGCUACCGCUGGUACGAUGGGACGUUCGGACAAGCAGACUAUGGUAAAGUUCUUAGGGUCGAGGAAUCUGGGCCCUUCAGCUCAUCGCAAGAAUACCUUCAGCACUGCCUAGCUUCGCGUGAGGGAGGUGAAAUUUCAAAGGAUCCAAUUGUCAACGCAGGUUCUCGGGCGCUGCUUGAGAUGAUCAUUUCGUGCCUGCCACCCUCGACCAACGGAAAAUCCGACAACGAGAGUUUCGUCCUUGGCUUGCAAGAUUUCAACUGGCAAAACAUAAUGACCGAUGAAACUGGAAGGGUCACUGGUAUCGUCGAUUGGGACAACGUACAAACCAUGCCCAGGCACUUUGGGUACGCAUGUUUCCCCUUCUGGCUCGCCGUGGACUGGAACCCCGUUCUGUAUCACUUUCGUUUACGAAGGUCGUUCAAGGAAAACACUCCCGAAGCGCUAAGAUAUUACCGGCAAGUUUACUAUAACAUGAUGGCAAAAUAUCUCCACAACGUGAGCGAUCUGAGGCUCGUACGGAAGUCACACAUUUUCGGCUCUCUCCUUACCGCGGCUACGAAUCCCACCACCAGGGAACAUAUCGUGAGGAAGAUUCUUGAAGAAGCUAUGGGUGCAGAUGAGCAGGCCGAAGACGUCCGUAAGCUCAUACGUAUGGCUAGCGGCGGUCUCUCUGCCACAGAAGAAGACUCGAUUUUGCAAGGAUUUCGAACUUUACUUUUCGUUCCAAACUGA